Molecule: messenger RNA, 4389 nt
Organism: Pseudopipra pipra
Lineage: Eukaryota; Metazoa; Chordata; Aves; Passeriformes; Pipridae
Gene: FBXL7
Product: F-box and leucine rich repeat protein 7
Exons: 4
Coding region: 581-2056 (491 amino acids)
Biological process (GO): SCF-dependent proteasomal ubiquitin-dependent protein catabolic process
Cellular component (GO): cytoplasm; SCF ubiquitin ligase complex
Molecular function (GO): protein binding
Source: RefSeq, a predicted model, not a curated record
GAGGAGGCGCCUGCCGCUAACAAAAGUCUGCGGCGGAGGCUCUCCCCUUUCUCCCUCCACGGGCAACAAGUGGCUGGCGGCGGCCUCCCGGCGGAGGCGACAACAGCGGCAGCACUGCGAGGAGGAGCAGGAGGAGGAAGGCGGAGCGGCGCUGAAGCAUCGGAGGAGCCCCAGCGCCGGCCGCGGGGCGGUAGAAGCAGCGCCCGGAGGUCGUCCCGCCCGCCCUGCUUGUGGAUUAUAACUGGAGCCGCCUCCCUUGCCCUGACACCCCGGCUGGAAACCGGGGCGGGGAGGGCGCCCCGAAACAUCGUAUUUUUGAUUCUUUCCCUUCCCUCCCGCCCCUUUUUUUUUAAUUUUUAUGUUAUCGUUUUGGAGGGGGCAAGGGAGGGUGUCGGCCACCCGAGAAGAAACGGAGGAAGUUACAAGGCUGUUUGGAACAUGUCGCCGUGAAAACUCUUGGGAGCUCUUUCCCCAGCGCUGCCCCAGGGCUCCACUCCAUCGCCCGCCGUCGCUCGGCGCCCCGGGGCAGAAAUGCUGAGCGGCGCCGUGGGAAAGCGGCGACGAGCAUGAAGCCAGCAGGAUGGGCGCGAACAAUGGCAAGCAGUACGGCAGCGAGGGCAAGGGCAGCUCAAGCAUCUCAUCCGACGUGAGUUCAAGUACGGAUCACACACCCACCAAAGCCCAGAAGAAUGCAGCUACCAGUGAAGAUUCCGACCUGAGCAUGCGGACACUCAGUACACCCAGUCCAGCAUUAAUAUUUCCACCAAAUUCCCCUGGUUUCCAAAAUGGCAGAGGUUCGUCUACAUCUUCGUCCUCAGUCACUGGGGAAACUGUUGCCAUGGUCCACUCACCACCUCCAACCCGCCUCACGCAUCCUCUCAUCCGGCUGGCAUCCAAGCACCAGAAGGAACAGGCCAACAUAGACCGGCUGCCCGACCACUCCAUGAUCCAGAUAUUCUCCUUCCUGCCCACCAACCAGCUGUGCCGCUGUGCCCGUGUGUGCCGCCGCUGGUACAACCUUGCCUGGGACCCGCGGCUUUGGAGGACUAUUCGCCUCACUGGCGAGACAAUCAACGUAGACAGGGCUCUUAAAGUGCUGACCCGGAGGCUUUGUCAGGAUACUCCCAACGUAUGUCUCAUGUUGGAGACAGUAAUUGUUAGUGGCUGCAGGCGGCUCACAGACAGAGGACUCUACACCAUUGCCCAGUGCUGUCCAGAACUGAGGAGGCUGGAGGUGUCUGGAUGUUACAACAUCUCCAAUGAGGCAGUCUUUGAUGUCGUGUCACUGUGCCCAAACCUGGAACACCUUGAUGUGUCAGGCUGUUCCAAAGUAACAUGCAUCAGUUUGACGCGUGAAGCCUCCAUCAAGCUGUCUCCCUUACACGGGAAACAAAUCUCUAUUCGCUACUUGGACAUGACAGACUGCUUUGUCCUGGAGGACGAAGGACUGCACACCAUUGCCGCCCACUGCACUCAGCUGACCCACCUGUACCUGCGCCGCUGCGUCCGCAUCACCGACGAGGGUCUCCGUUACCUGAUGAUUUACUGCACGUCCAUUAAGGAACUGAGUGUGAGCGACUGUCGCUUCGUCAGUGACUUCGGCAUGCGGGAGAUUGCCAAGCUGGAGUCACGUCUCCGAUACCUUAGCAUCGCUCACUGCGGCCGGAUCACGGACGUGGGCAUCCGUUACAUAGCCAAAUACUGCAGCAAGCUGCGCUACCUCAACGCGCGGGGCUGCGAGGGCAUCACGGACCACGGCGUGGAGUACCUCGCCAAAAAUUGCACAAAACUCAAAUCGCUAGAUAUUGGCAAGUGCCCUCUGGUCUCAGACACCGGCCUGGAGUUUCUAGCCCUCAACUGCUUUAACCUGAAGCGCCUGAGCCUGAAAUCUUGUGAGAGCAUCACUGGGCAGGGCCUGCAGAUUGUAGCUGCCAACUGUUUUGACCUGCAGAUGUUGAAUGUGCAGGACUGCGAUGUCUCUGUUGAUGCUCUGCGAUUUGUUAAACGACAUUGCAAGCGCUGUAUUAUAGAGCACACCAACCCUGCUUUCUUCUGAAAGGACACCCCACACCUGUCAUUACAAUGCAGUAUUAAAAACACUGAUGUAGAAACACACGCUCCCAUAUUCAUUAAUGCUGUCUUUUCUGUCGCUCACGGGAGUCAGCUUUUCUUGUACAUUGUGAGUGAGGAGGGUUUCUAGAGGACUAUUUUGUUUGCUUUUUAUAUGAUCACUUUUUAAGGUGCCGUGGGUCUCUGUGGAGAGGCAGCCUUAAUGCAAAAGCAAUGAGUGCUCAGCAUCCCCACUGGAGUGCCAUUUCCAUAAGAGCCAUGAACUUGUCCCAGGCUACAGUAGCUGCCUCCAAAGGAAAUAGCACAUAAUCCCUCCUUUGGAAAUGCUACUAAGCUGUGUCAAAUACAUCUGAAUUCCAGCUGUUCUCGUGAAGCUGACUAUGCAAUAUGUGUCUGUGUUCCCCAACUUUUUCCAAUAUGGCUGAUAAAGCAUCCUCUUCUCUCCACAUAGUUUCCUUUUGGUAGUCAUCCAUUGUAAUCCCUCAGGAAAUACUAGGUAAUGUUCUUAAACAUACUCAACUGAGGCAGAAUAAGACCUGCUGGCCAUUGCUGAGCACUUCUACUGAGUGAAUCUAGAGAUUGUGCCCAUGCAUGGAUUCUCUUGGAAAGUCACUUGUGUAUCAUCGCUACUUGCCUUCAUUUCUAAAUUUGCCCUCUCCUGCAUGUGUAGUACAACCCCCUGGUAGUAGAUAGGGAUUUCUGGCUCUGAUAAGCAAUGACAUAUUCACCUGAGUGAAGGAGAACAAGUGGGAUAUUGGUGGCCUGGCAAAAGGAAAAGCCAGCAAACCAGCCUGAGAAGCUGCUGUAAUUCUGCAACAAUCUGAGAUAGCACUGUAGGACACUGGGGAGAGUCUGAGGCAUUGUGGAGUAGCUUGCUUAGGGCAGUCCCAAUCACUGUGCUGUGUGAUUGUCACCAGAAAGUCUGUCUUUGUUCCUUCACUGUAUCUUUUCAGCAGCUGUGGCACCACUGCAGUUGAUGCUCCCUGAGCAAACCAGGCACGUCCAUUAAGGCAAAGUCAGUAUGUGCCUUAUUACACUUAGAAACCCGACCCUUUUCUGUGACCUUCCAGUUCAAAGGAUAGAUGGCUGAUCUCAAAACUUCUAAGACAUUAGCCUAAUGUUAGAUAACACCCCUGGGGACAGAGGGGCUUCCAGUGUUAUUCAGAUUAGAUUUAGAUUUUUUCAAACUUUGUGUGUGUUCCCUUAGGCUGGAGAUACAGUUGCUGUUCAACAAAUAAUUAAACACCAGCAUUGCCCUGUGACCCUGUGAGCUCCUAGUACUCUUCAUGGUUGCUCUUGCUCUUGCAUGAGCAGGAGUGUUUUGAAGGUCCCCCAUCUCACUGCCUCAUUCCCCAGAGUGUGUGGUCGAUUCAUGGUUACUUUCUUCACAGUUUUCUGGCAGCUGUUUCUCUGCAUUUUCACGUGUAAUGCUCAGAUCUGAAAGCCAGACAUGCGAGGCGUGAUGAUAUUUUCAGGCAGGCCCCCUGUGCCUGACUGACAGGUGAAUUCAUACAUUCAGCUCAAACGCUGUAAGUGUCUCAUAAGAAGGGAAGCACUGUGUCUAGUUUUCCUAAGCAGUAGUUCCAUCAACUCCAGACAACACUAAUAAAAUCAUUGGUAUGAAGUGAAAAUCAAUAUGCUUGAGAAAAAUACAUAACCGGUGAGGAAAUACUUACAGCAAUGCUCUCUCAAAUUGCAAAAAAAAAAAAAAGAAAAUGCAAUGGUUUGAACAUGUACCUGCAGAGGGCACUUAUCCUACUGCUGCAGAAAUUCCUGUAACUUAUGUAUAUUCCUCCAAUUUUGAGUUUCUUGAGGAUGUCAUCAGCUCUGAAUUAUAAAUCAAAGUGUACUAAAGCAAAGAGGGACACAGAAAAUGAAUUUGCCAUUCUAGUGUUACUGGUCAGUGACUUAUAGGGGGUGAUACCAUCUCUUAGACAGUUAAUUUCACUUUGGUUUUCCUUUCCAUAUUUUUAAAAUAAGAGAUUCUUCUCCAGCAAGUAAUACAGUAUAUUUUAUUUGAGCCAGCUAUACUAUUUGUUUAUCCUUUAUCUAAAAAUGGCCUCGAGGAAUUUAAAUAUUGAGCCCAUUCCUGAGGAUGGUGGGAUUUUGAGCCAUUUGCACUCAUGAAAUAUAAGGCCUCGCUAGUAACAUUUAAUUGUUUAUUAAAAAAAAAAGGCUACUUUUCUGGCUAUGUUAAAUUGAGUGAAUAGUGCUACAUGGUUUUUAAAUUUCUAAUGUUUAAAUUGGCCUGUACUGUACAAAUCUCACUAUAAAGCCUUAAUUUGCUACCAAGAAAUAAAGCAAUAUAUUGGUAACUGA